AUGCCGUCACUCAAGCCGCUCAAAAGAACAGAGGUGCCUCUUUGGACAGCAAUCAUCUUGAAGGGCCAAGGAAAAUGUAAUAUAAUCGCUCCGGCUUGGUUGAGCUACAGCUAUCUCAAGAAGAUGUACGACCAAGAGAAGAAAAACCCGGAGAUGUUUUCCAAUCUACCCUGGAAUUGGCUCGAACUAUCCAAAAUUCUCAUUACAAAGGCUGCAGAUGACCUUGCAGACUCAAGCACCCAGCUCUGUUCUAUUAUCAAAGACCUCAGAGAAAUACGUCAGCUGAAAUCCAAAAGAGGCCUACGAGAAUUGAACGAGUCCAACAUUCAAUUGAACGGACUCUCGUUGAUGGAGCUUAACGAACUCAGACCAUUUGUUCUUCUGGUAAUGGGCAAAAUGCGUCAGCUCCACGACAGUGUCUCUACAACCGAUGAUAAGGCCAGUGACGAUGAGUCUGACCACGAGUGGUAG
Messenger RNA from Australozyma saopauloensis, 471 nucleotides. It is a transcript of the gene PSF2, whose product is annotated as DNA replication protein. Gene Ontology annotation, biological process: double-strand break repair via break-induced replication; DNA replication. The record is from RefSeq and is a predicted model, not a curated record. The transcript has a single exon. NCBI's taxonomy places the organism in Eukaryota, Fungi, Ascomycota, Pichiomycetes, Serinales, Metschnikowiaceae. The coding region runs from base 1 to 471 and encodes 156 amino acids. Gene Ontology annotation, cellular component: nucleus; GINS complex.